CAUGACUAUACGUUUCAUGUUAUUCCCAAACUUAUUGAAAAAUUUGACUUGGGUCGAAUUAAAUUAUAACUGGUUUCUAAGAUUAUGGCAAGUGAUCCCCAGCUAAAAUCUGGGUGGUUAUUGAUGACCAUUCCGAAGGCUCUUAAGACCUACCUCAAGAUGAUAGAGAAAGUACAUGAGAGAUAUCAUGUCAUACACUGGGAGGAGUUCUGCUUGGAGGUUGAACAGUAUGCAGCUAAGAUAGAUGCUAUGCUCGUGACGUCCUACCACAUGCCAAAGCUAUCCCCAAAACUUUUGGAUCGGAUGACAAAAUUAAAGUCAGUUGUUACCGUUACAGCUGGCACAGACCACCUUGACCUUGCGCUACUCCAGAAGUACAACGUCAGGGUUUGUACUGGGGCAGGUACGAACAGCGAUGCAUGUGCUGACAUGGCCUUCAAUCUACUGCUCUCCGCUGCAAGGAGAAACUCGGAAGUUGUCGACCUAGCUCAUCGCUUCGCGGCCAGAUCAGAGACUGUGAUGGAGGAAACCUUCCACUUUCUGGGCCACGAAGUGACCGGUUCGACCCUUGGCAUUAUCGGCAUGGGAGGCAUUGGUUACGAGGUCGCGCGAAGAGCUAUAGGAUUCAAGAUGAAAACCCUGUACUACAACCGGAAUAGAAGGUCUAAAGCCGAUGAAGACGAAGUAAAGGCAGGAUACUGUCCUUCGCUAGAUAAUCUACUACCUCAAGUGGAUUACCUGGUGCUGUCUCUUCCUUUAACAGAAGCAACCCGUCAUAUCAUCGGGAAAGAUCAGCUCCAAAGAAUGAAACCAAACGCAAUCAUCAUAAAUGUCGCUCGAGGAGAAUUAAUAGACCACGAUGACCUGACUGACGCACUUCGAAGCCGUACCAUCGCCGGAGCAGCCCUUGAUGUGACUGAGCCAGAGCCGUUGCCUCCAAAUCAUCCACUACUUACGAUGACCAACGUCAUCAUAACGCCUCAUUGCAGUGCUUUCACCAAGGAUUGUGGGAAGAGAAUCUUUCAGAGAAUUAUGGACAACCUAUCAACAUCACUCGCAACGACUUAGGCAUCUUGAUAUCUACUUACCUAUACAACGCCAGAACAUUUAUCCUCAUUUGAAGAAAGAUUUAGAGUCAAUCGCAUUUUUAAAUCCAAAGGUAUCUUUUGAAGGAAUAGUUAGCUACUAUGAACAAGGUGUAGGUUACAGCUCGUUAUUUCGACGGUAUGAUGUUCAGAAAGUUCAUUCAUCGUUCAUCCAAAGGUUUGUUAUUCCGAAAACGAACUAAGGUUCGUUCUUCCGAAGGUUUGAAUACUCCGACAGAGCGACAUUCAGAAGGAAAUCCGAAAGUUCGAUGAUUUAAAGGUUCGUUAUUCCGAAGGGUCGAUAGUCCAAAAUAAAAUAAAACGGCUCAUGCAAUAAGAGUUUCGCAUUAACAAACCUUAUUCUUUAUUUUUGGACUCGCGAACCCUCGAAAUAACGAAGUUUAUAUAACUGUCGGAUUAACAAACCUUUAGAAUAACGAACGGUUUGUUGCAUACUUUGAUUUAUACUUUUUUUUUAUAGAUAUAUUCACAUUAAUCAUUUACAUGGUUUUGUAAUAUUGAGUUUUUCUAUUUUGCUUUUUUUUUCUGGGGCCGCUGUCAUUAUUAGGUGGACUUGAUGCCCAUACACCAAAUCACGAUAAUAAGCGUGUUUUCAUAUCCUUGCUUUACGUUUAUUGGGUAACAAGAUUGCCAAUACAAAAAUACCCCCUCCUUCCACUACCCACCCGCCGGAGGAGUGAAAAACAGAAUUGAAAUCCAAAUGUAUUGUACUUAUCGUCUUGUAUUUAUUUUCCGUCAAUUAAAAACAAUAACAAUGAUAUAUAUUUACAAUCAUAAAGAAAAGAUCAAUAAGAAAGACGGAGGGAUUGCCCUACUCAGCGUUGAUAAAAUAUCAACGCUGUUUUACUGAGGGGUCCCUAACAUAGAUAAACGUGUAAAGCAGGAAAGGAAAAACUUAGUCGACUUACAAUAAAGACGUUAACAAAGUUUGAAUUAUCUAAGAAGAAACAUAUUUGUGGAGCGUUGUGGCCCAGUGGAUUAGUCUUCGGACUUUGAAACAGAGGGUCGUGGGUUCGAAUCCCAGCCAUGGCGUAAUUUCCUUCGGCAAGAAACUUAUCCACAUUGUGCUGCACUCAACCCAGGUGAGGUAAAUGGGUACUUGAAUGCUUGAGCGCCUAGGCAGCCCAGCUAAAGCCGGGGUAAUAAUAGCAGGGCCCGCUGGGAGAACAGUUUUCGGAACUGAAGCGGCUACCCUGGGUAAAUAUACCGCUAUUAUUAUUAUUAUUAUUAUAUUUACAAUAUACAUGAUAAAAUAGAUAUCUGAACUGAAGUCUACAAAAAGUCAGGAAUAAUGUUUUUAGGGCCUUUUUGAAUGAAUCGAUAUUUUCCUAUAAUUUCAUGUGGUGGGGAAGAGUGUUAAGCACCUCUGUAUUGGAUAGUACGACGAGUAUAUUCUGUUUUGGGUUUGGGUAAAGCAAAGUUAUGAGAAUUACGGAGUGAAUAAAGAUGGGAUGAUAGUUGAAACAUUUCAGACAUGACUGGAGACAAUAUAUCAUGGACUGAUUUGUAUACAAAAUAUUUCUUACACCAUUUUAAAACUGAAUGAAUUUGUAAAUUGGAGAUUAUGAUCACAUGGAUGGACUUUCAUUAUUAUUCUACUUGCACGAUUCGGGAGGGUUUGCAAUAUUGUUUCUUAAGUUUUAUUUAAGAGGAAUCAAUUAAAAUAUCCGCAUAGUCGAAAAGUGGC
Messenger RNA from Lytechinus pictus (painted urchin), 2793 nucleotides. Its product is annotated as glyoxylate/hydroxypyruvate reductase B-like. The record is from RefSeq and is a predicted model, not a curated record. The coding region runs from base 85 to 1068 and encodes 327 amino acids. Lineage: Eukaryota; Metazoa; Echinodermata; Echinoidea; Temnopleuroida; Toxopneustidae. The transcript is spliced from 5 exons. Gene Ontology annotation, molecular function: oxidoreductase activity, acting on the CH-OH group of donors, NAD or NADP as acceptor; NAD binding.